Messenger RNA from Mycena citricolor, 3693 nucleotides. NCBI's taxonomy places the organism in Eukaryota, Fungi, Basidiomycota, Agaricomycetes, Agaricales, Mycenaceae. The record is from the annotation of a GenBank genome assembly.
AUGGUCGAGCCAGUCGGGUCGAUCAUCCUCAACUCACUCCGUACCGCUGCAUUCGCGCUCCCUGCCUCGGUCUCUGGGUCUGCCGCUGCCGUGGCUCGCUCGAGCGGUGGGCUCAUGACGCCUGGGUUCUUCAACCCGGUGCCGCGACGCGCGGGGAGCGGAAAGGGGAAGGAGAGGAUGGUUGACGUUGAUUUCGCCGGCUUGGUUCGCCACCACGACCGCGGCGACGCGAGGGCAGCAUAUUCUGAGAAAUGCCAGGAAUGGUCAUGCAGGAUGCGAGUGUCCAUUUGGUGUCUCAGUGAGCUCGGCUCUCGUUUGGGUUCUGUGCGGAACUUGACCUGUGUGACAGAUGGGAUGGAAAACCCGACUGAAGACGAAUAUUCGUUGGCUCAGAAAUCAUUUCCCAGGAAUACACGGCGUAUAAGAAGGUCAGGCGAUGGUCCGCCCCGACGACGUGUCGGUCUUCCACCCGUGCUACAUCGCACUCUGUCUCGUCACGCGAUCCGCUCUGACCGCUCGUCCUCCUCAUCCGACCCGCCUCCCCCUUCUUCGAGCGCGUAUUCCGAUCUAUUUUCUCCUCCAGCUGAAGUCUCUGCAUCAAGUCUCCAGCAGGCGCCGCUGGACGAUCUAGACUCUCCCCUUGAUGCCGUCGCCGAUCCAGACCCGGCUAGCCCCCCGCCGUUAGACGACAUUUCCGAGACAGAUUCGCCACCUCUGCCUCAGAAAAUGUCAGCCGCAGUGGCGCUCUCCUAUCUGCGACGACUCAUUGCCGAGCCGCAAGGCCGCAUCAACCCACGGCAGGUCUGGCAUGCGUACGAGACCGUGGGCAUCCACGACCUCCUCCGUCGAAUCUCCAGCCGGGACGUUGAGCAGCUGGUGACCAAGUUUCUAGUGUUUGGAGAAGGGCGAUUACGGAGGGACCCGGACAUAGAGGAUGUGCAUGAAUUGGGCGACUACGCUCUCCAAAUCCUCAAGGACACGCCGUCGGCCAAGAAGAUUGACCCGACCACGGGAAGAUACCUCACCGCGCGAGCCAUGGCGCUCCAGGCCAAACUGCAAGACGCGCUCGAUGUCAUGCAUACGGAGCAACCAAGGCACAAACACUUUGGUCCAUUCUUGCAUGCCUACGAAUCUAUCCUGGUCUCGACUUGGCGGCACCGCGAUCCCGUGCAGGCCGCCGAGUUUCUUGUGUUCGAGUGGAAGGCCAUCGGCUCUUUCCUGAUCACCGAAAGCAGCCGCGAGUAUGCCUCCGAUGCUGACCUGGCCACGGCUGUGACGGCGGGUGCUUCGCUGCGCAAGACGGCAUUCCACAUUGUCUCCCGCGUGUCUCUCCCUGCGAUCGUGUUGGCGGACAAGCAGGGCGACUGGCCAGAGCAGAACGUGCGGCACCUGGGCGAUCUCCUCAUCGAAUCCUACUUCCGCACCAAGCACCCGCUGGAAGCGCUGGAUGUCGUGCGGGAGAUGAAGCGGCAGAACCUAAAGCCUGCGGUCCACCUCCCCCUGCAGCUCGUCCGCGUCCUAGCGCGCGCGAACUUGUAUGUUGACGCUCACGGGCUGUACGACUCGAUUCCGCGCGAACACAGCUACGAAUAUCUGUUCACGGGGCUGUACCUGCACUCCAACGAGGGCAGGGAGGCUGAUGCGAAGCUGUAUUUCGACCGCAUCGGUGCUGCGGGGUGGAUGAAUGUCAAGGCUGUGCUCCAGUUGAUGUAUGCGUCCGCGGUCUUGGGCAAGACGGAAAAAACUCGGGAGAUCUUCGACGAGUAUUUCCCCCCAGAUGAUAGGGGAGUGCCGAUGAACGCACCGCUGCUGGAGCAUUUUGCUGUGGGCAUCUUCGCGCAUGCGCAGAAGGGUGACUACGGCGGAACUGUGCCGUGGCUGGAAGGACUGCGAGCCCGCGGGAUCGAGCCUGACGUGUACGUGUUUACGACGCUGCUGAAGAGCUUCGCGAUGCGGGGUGACUUGCAGUCGGUUGCCUCGUUGAUGGAGCAGAUGCGCGAAGCUGGGCACCCGCCGAAUAUCGUGACGUACACGACUGUCAUGACGCUCAUGGCACAUCGAAAGGACCCGUCGAGUGUCGAGUCUCUGUACGCGCGGGCCGUCGCGGAGGGUAUCGUCCCCGACACGCAGAUGGUCUCCGUCAUUGUCGAUGCGCACAUCGAGGCCGCGUCGUGGAAGGGCGCCAUCCAGGCUUUUGACUUUAUCUUGACCAACAACCUAAAGCCAGACAUAGCCGCCUACAAUCUGCUGCUCAAAGCCUAUGUCAACAUCGGUGCGCCGUUCCGGAUUGUGUCACGGGUGUUCCAGCACCUGGAGCGGAUGCGCGUGCGACCCGACAGAUUUACGUUCGCGCUUCUGAUCCAGUCGGCCUGCAACGCGCGCGAGAUGCAGACGGCGACCAAGAUAUUCGCCGAAAUGGAGCGGCUGGCGGCGCACUGGGGCUCGAAUCGGCACAUUACGGCCCAUGUGAUGACUAUCAUCAUGGCAGGGUUCGUUCGUGCGCGCGAUCGGCAACGUGCGCUGGACGUGUACGAAGACAUGCUGGGUCGGGGUUUGGAGCCGAACCCGUCGACUUACUCCGCGCUGGUUUCUGCGUAUGGACUAGAUGGCACGCGGGAGAGCUACAAGAUGGCCGAGGACUUCCUCAAGACGUUGGACGGGGGAGACCGGUCGUGGGACCUGCCAUCGUAUGGGCGACGAACCGCGCACGACAAGCUCUACCUUCCGUUGAUCCGGUCGUAUGGACUACGCGGGCGCAUCGAGCAAGUGGAACAGCUCUGGAAGCGUUUCCAGGAACGCGGACAUGAGCCAACGCUGAGCAUCCUGACCGCGAUCCAGACUGCGUACGCGAGAAGCGGGAGGGUGGAUAUGGUUUUGAAGUUGUGGCCCCAGAUCUUCGAACUGGGUGUCAGAUACUUGAAGGUGCCGUUGUUCGAGGACGACAGCGAGAACCAGCGCGCAUCCAAGCUGCACAGCUUCAUUCUGUGCGACCCGCUCUCGUGCUACGUCCGCGCGCUCUCCAAGCGACGCCGCUUCGACGACAUCGCAGACGUCUGGAAUGCAUUCAAGGCGCAUGGCUUCUCGUACUCGUCUGACAACUGGAACGAGCUGACCCUGGCGUUCAUCCGUGCCGGCGAGCUGGACCGGUGCCUCGAGGUCGUGGAGAAAGUCAUGCUUCCCUACCAGCGAAGAAGCAACCGCCUGCGCUCAGAACGCAACGUCAUCCCCGACUCCCCGCUAUCCCUGGACGUGGAUCCCACCGAUCAACGGCCGCUCGAGAAACCGCUCCAGGCCAAGGCGCGCGAAUCUGCGACCAAGUGGGGUCGGUACCACAAACGUGCCGUCGACGCGUUCUCAGAUGAACACCUCGAAGAUCUGACGUACCAGCUGCACGUCCUGCACCGGAUCUCUCCGCUCUGGAACACAUGGAGACCGCGGCACGAUGUGCUCCGCGCGCUGUUCGACGCCGUGACGAAACUGCGGUCCGGAUUCCCGGUGGACGCGAGUACGAAGGAGGUUGACGACCUCUCUAUGGACAUCGAUGAGCGGGUCCAUCGGCAGGCCAUGGCACGUGAGAAACUCACGUCCAUCUACGAGCUGUAUCCAUCCACCAUGGACGUGCUCAAAACCUUUGAGCGGAAGGAGCGCGAGAGACUUGGCCGCCACUUUCGCGGCAUCCACAUCUGGGCAUAG